ACCCAGUUCAGCAUAUCCGGUCUGAUAUCGGGUUCAGCAUAUCCGACCCCCUUUACCUUCUGCCCUCUCCUUCUUGCGCUCUUUGUUUGCUCUUGCUGCAAGAAACAAAGCACACGGAGGAGUAACAGAGAAAGCAACCCGAAUAAACCGUAGGAGAGAAGAAGAAGAAGAGAAGGUGUCGUCAUAGCCAUGGCUCGAUACGACCGCGCAAUCACGGUCUUCUCCCCCGACGGCCACCUGUUCCAGGUGGAGUACGCCCUCGAGGCCGUCCGCAAGGGCAACGCCGCCGUUGGCGUCCGCGGCACCGACACCAUCGUCCUCGGCGUCGAGAAGAAGGCCACCCCCAAGCUCCAGGACUCCAGAUCGGUGAGGAAGAUCGUGAGCCUGGACAACCACAUCGCGUUGGCUUGCGCGGGGCUGAAGGCCGACGCGCGGAUCCUCAUCAACCGGGCCCGCAUCGAAUGCCAGAGCCACCGCCUUACGGUGGAGGACCCUGUCACCGUCGAGUACAUCACGCGCUACAUCGCCGGGCUCCAGCAGAAGUACACCCAGAGCGGCGGCGUCAGGCCCUUCGGCCUCUCGACCCUCAUCGUUGGCUUCGAUCCCUACACCGGGGUCCCUGCGCUCUACCAGACCGAUCCCUCGGGAACCUUCUCUGCCUGGAAGGCCAAUGCCACUGGGAGGAACUCCAACUCCAUGAGGGAGUUCUUGGAGAAGAACUACAAGGAGACAUCUGGGCAGGAGACGGUGAAAUUGGCCAUCCGAGCGCUGCUUGAGGUCGUUGAGAGUGGAGGAAAGAACAUAGAAAUUGCUGUAAUGACGAGAGAGAAGGGUCUUCGUCAACUUGAGGAAGCUGAAAUUGAUGCUAUUGUUGCUGAGAUUGAGGCUGAGAAAGCUGCAGCUGAGGCUGCUAAGAAGGCGCCUUCUAAGGAAAUUUGAUGCUGGAUGUUUCCAUAAAUCCCAGGAUUUUUCAGUUGCUUGUUCUUUAUUUCUCAAAACCAUCUUUUUUUUACUUGUUUUUUGUGUUCUGGAUGCUGGGGUAAUAUAGGAAACUCAAAUCUUUUGCUAGUCAAGUCUUGUUUUCAUGACUGACAUAUUUUUUUUUAUCUAUGGGACUAUGACAUACCGAAUUAUGCUGCCAA
Messenger RNA from Phoenix dactylifera (date palm), 1142 nucleotides. RefSeq names its product proteasome subunit alpha type-7. Gene Ontology annotation, biological process: ubiquitin-dependent protein catabolic process. The record is from RefSeq and is a predicted model, not a curated record. NCBI's taxonomy places the organism in Eukaryota, Viridiplantae, Streptophyta, Magnoliopsida, Arecales, Arecaceae. Gene Ontology annotation, cellular component: proteasome core complex; proteasome core complex, alpha-subunit complex.